This is a messenger RNA of Trichomonas vaginalis G3, 784 nucleotides long. RefSeq lists its product as uncharacterized. The transcript has a single exon. The record is from RefSeq and is a predicted model, not a curated record. Lineage: Eukaryota; Parabasalia; Trichomonadida; Trichomonadidae. The annotation marks the transcript as partial.
GAUGCAGUUGCACUCUCUACCUGGUCCUCUAAAGACCAAAAAGGUCCUGUUGAUGAAAAUGGAGAAGAAAUCAAAUACUUAUUCAUAUUUCUUGGUAUGCCCCUAAAUUUUGAUGCGCCAAAUGUUAUAUUACAUGUUAUAGAACAUGCCAAUGGGUUUGCAAGUGGAAUUAUCCACGAAAUUGAUGCAGCAAUCGAAGAAAUACGAAAGCACUUAAGAGUUAGAGUCAUCAUUACUGAUGGAGAUCCCGGAUAUGAUAAGCAUCAAGAUGAAUUUAUUAAUGAAAUUUUGCAAGGUAAUGAUCCCGAAGAAAUAUUUAAAAGAGCUACUGCUAUCUUAAAGAAAGGAGAUCAAGUUGUAUGGAUUAAUGAUCUCAUACAUAUGUCAAAACUUGAACGUACCAGAUUACUCGAUGCAACACUUAAGCUUUUAGUUCAUCCAUCUGAUCUGAAUACAAUUGUUGAUGUUAACAAGAUCAGAGAUGCAAUCGAAUUAGGUGAUGCUCUUAAUGAUACUUCACCUCUGGGAAGGAUAAAAGAUAAAUAUCCGAUCACAAUAUUUUCAAUUAGAGCUGUAAAGGCGCUUCUAGAAAAAAACUAUUAUAAUGAAGCAUUAUUCAUAGCUCCACUUGCAUUCUGGUAUGAAAGCAUACGAAAUGAGGCAUUUAAUGCUGACACAAGAUGUCAAAUGAUGUGGUUUGCAUAUCUGCUCUUGGUACAUCAUUGCAUUCAAAUGAGAGACCGUCACAUUAAGACAAAUCUUGGUGUUGUCAAAAUAGACGGAA